Molecule: messenger RNA, 1646 nt
Organism: Drosophila biarmipes
Lineage: Eukaryota; Metazoa; Arthropoda; Insecta; Diptera; Drosophilidae
Exons: 4
Coding region: 73-1557 (494 amino acids)
Source: RefSeq, a predicted model, not a curated record
UAACAGAUCCCCACAACAAAUACUUCAAAAUAAGACAACUAAAACUAAAUAAACAGAAAAUAAAACAAUAAAAUGUCCCAUAAAAAGACAAAACAUGAGGAAGGGAUCAACAGGGUUAGUAUUAGAGAGUCCCUAUCAGACCCUUGGAUAAUUCCGUUUCCCCUGCCGGAGCACAAAGAUCCGUCACUGUGCCGAGAUGAGUUCCUCAGCCACCUGAUAAGAAAACACGAGUCCAGGGCAGAGUCCCUGAGGCCCAGAUCGACAAUAAAACGUGAAACUUUAAUUCCCGGAGCCGUGGAGGAGGAGGAUGAAGAGGUUCAGAAGGGGGCCGAGGCUAUGGUCGUGUGGCAGCUGGCCAAGCAACGCCAAGCGGGGCCGCAGAGGAAAACAGUUGAGGAAGUCUUGGCCAGCAUUAGAAUGAGAUCGACCCUGUUGAUGGCACUGAACUACCAGUGCCAGAAGGCGGCCAUCGAGUUCCUGUCGGUGCGACUGCUCAAGCAACUGCGCCUCUUCUCGAGUCCCUGGCCGGGCGAACUGGAAGAGGUUCCCCACGACCUCUUCAGCUGGUCCUUGGAUGACUUCAUGAAGCGUCUGAACAUCAAGCAGAUCUACCUGGAGGUACUCCGUAAGGAGCGAAGUGUAGAGGAUCUCGACUGUGUGAAGUUCUGCAGGGAUCUGAGCGAAAUGGAACUCCUUAUUUACGAAAUUCGAAAGGAUUAUCGCGAAGAUGAAGAUCUCUGUCAAAACAGCAUCCAGCUGCUGCGAAAUGCCCAAUACAACACGAAUGCUCCCUGGGUCAAUACCCUCAAAGCAAACCUGCAAGAUAUGGACGACAGUGAGUCUAAACAGGCGCUUGUUAAUCGCAGAAGCUUCUUUAAGAUGGAUUUUCGUCAAUCAUCGGUUGUGGGGGACUUUGAAAAUGCAACGGCCUUCGAUCCCAUCGAGAUGCGUUACCAAAUCAACUGGCUACGAAGCUGUACGGAUCAGCGUCUGAUGCUGAUCAACGGGCGGGAGGAAGCCAUGAGGAACGAACUGAGGGAUUUGGAGGAGCAAGCCUUGCGUGACCAAUCUGUGCAGGAUUCGUGCGAGCUCAUGUAUUCACUGGAGCUGGGAAAGCUCAGGGAAAGCAUAAAGACUUGGCAGGAUCGACUGGACACUGAUCUGGAGAACGCCGACGUCCAGUGCACUGUCACAAGGCUUGCUGUCCAAAAGGUUAACGACGAUCUGAAGUUCUACAUGGAACAGAAGGACAUGUACCUGAGGAGAUUGGACGAAGUGCGAGCUCUCAUAGCCUACGAGCAGAUGACUCCAGAAGAAAGGGAAUUGGCCGCUAACAAGAGUCGAUUAUCGAGAAGGUCUACGAGGAAAUCUGGGGUAAAGUCUGAAAGGAAGUCUCAAAUAAAAACUGAAAGGCAGCCUGAAAGAAAGUCUGAAGUAAAACCUGAAAGAAAGUCGGAAAUGAAACCUGAUAGGAAGUCUGAAAUGAAAUCUGAACAAAAGUCUGAAAGGAAGUCUGAAAGAAAGUCGGAAAGGAAAUCCAGAAAAUCAGUAGUGUAAACGAAUAUCCUUCGAUUUGGACCAUUUUACUUAUAUAUGUUUGCAAUUUACCAAAGAGAACAUUAAAAGGGACACCCAUUAAGCUUUAA